Molecule: messenger RNA, 3305 nt
Organism: Gorilla gorilla gorilla (western lowland gorilla)
Lineage: Eukaryota; Metazoa; Chordata; Mammalia; Primates; Hominidae
Gene: FAM219B
Product: family with sequence similarity 219 member B
Exons: 5
Coding region: 84-677 (197 amino acids)
Source: RefSeq, a predicted model, not a curated record
GUUAAAAGAGCCCGCCUCUCCCUCGGCCGGUCGCUCUUUCGCCACGGGCGGGGUUGCACCAUCCGGCAGGGCGGGGCCCGGCCAUGGCGACCGCGGAGCCCAGCGGGCGCGCGUUGCGGUUGUCAACCCCGGGACCCCGGCCCAGCGGGGCUCGGGACCGCGCGCCGGGAGCUGCGGGGCCACCCUCCGGGCAGAUCGGUAAUAGAGCCCUCCGUCUGGGGGAGCGCACCCCCGCGGCCGUGGAAAAGCGGGGGCCAUACAUGGUGACGCGCGCACCCUCCAUUCAAGCCAAGCUGCAGAAGCACCGGGACCUGGCCAAGGCCGUUCUGCGGAGAAAAGGCAUGCUGGGGGCCUCGCCGAACCGCCCAGACUCUUCAGGGAAAAGGUCAGUGAAGUUUAACAAGGGCUAUACUGCUCUUAGCCAGAGUCCAGAUGAAAACCUGGUGUCCCUCGACUCUGACAGUGAUGGGGAGCUGGAAUCCAGAUACUCCUCCGGGUAUUCAUCUGCAGAGGUGAACCAGGAUGUGAGCCGGCAGCUGCUUCAGGAUGGGUAUCACCUGGAUGAGAUUCCAGAUGACGAGGACUUGGACCUCAUCCCCCCUAAGCCCAUGGCCUCUUCAACAUGCUCCUGCUGCUGGUGCUGUCUUGGGGACUCUUCUUCCUGUACCCUCCAGUAGACAUUACCCUCCAAGGUGGGCCCUGCUCACCAUGAGGCCUACAGAGCCCUGUUGGCCACUCAUAGCUCACACAGUGCAGUGAGCACUGAAGUCACUGACCCCUAGAAAGUGACCUGCAGAUAGCCGUUACCUGUUGCUUCUCAGGCCAGAGGCCCCCAUCUGGGCUGUGGGCUGAUAGGUAGAAUUCUGUAGUUUUCCUCUGCUGUUGGAGCAGAGUUUGGAGAAGUCACUUUAAUAAGGGCAGGACAGAGAAUUCUGGUUCUUAUAGUGGGUGACAAAGGUGGCUAAGGAAACACUUGCAGACAGCUUGAUUGGUAUUUGUCAUAGUGCUUCAGGGAGGCAAAAAGGGAGCUCUUGUGCCCAGGCUGUGCUAGAUAGUGUUGAAUGGAGGCAGAAAAUAGCACUUUAUGGUUUAUUAUAGCUGGCAAUCCAAAAAAGAAACUGUUUGAGACCAGUUCAAGAAAUUCCAUUUGCUCUAUUCUUCCUAGCUCUAAGAUGGUUUGCAGGCUUGACCUUCAAGACAGCAUAAAGUGAGUCCUUUUGUCCCUCUUCAGGUUGCACCUGUCUAACUAUGACAGGGAUCAUAGCAGGUUGCUUAAUGAUACAGCAGGAUCCUGGCUUCCAGAAUCCCUGGACCUGGGGCAUCCCCAACUGGUCCAACCGUCCGGGUGAGUUUAGUGAUUCUGGUUUGCCCUUCCCUAGUUAGAGAAAAACUGCUCUGACAUGUUCAUAUUUAUUUAUUUGUAUUUCCUUGGUCUGGGUGAGUUUCUUCACCCAGUCUUUGAGCUAAAGAUUAGGUCGAAGGUACUGGGGCUGGCCCCAGAAGCCUGCAGUUUUUAUUAUUACCAGCAGAGGGAGCUACAGGGAGCAGUCCGGUGCCUUCCUAUUUGUUUACUUUUUAAACUUUUGAGAAGUAGCAAUGGACUCGUGAGAGUGGGUAUACAGCUGUGUGGGCUUUGUCCUAGACUGAGGCUUACAGACAGGAAGGGUAAGAGAGACCUAAGCCAGCUCCUAGACCCUUGCCUGAGGAAAUCAGUCCACCAGUGUAGAGGGCCUCCCUUCACUCCAGCAUGGACCAUUCUAUUGCCAGAUUCUUCUGGUCACAGCAUGGGCCUUACUGGAUACUCAGGAUUGGGCUUUAAGCAGACCUCUGGGUGUGACACAGCCUCUUUCAGCCCCCAGCCCAAACAGCAGAAAUAGGCAUAAUUUCUGCUGUGACACCCCGUACCCGCAAAUUGGAGAGUAUAUCUUGCUAUACUCUAUACCAAGCCUCUUUCUAGAAUUUUUCCAACAGGUUUUGUUUUGUUUUUUGGCUUAACUCAGAACCAUGGUGAGCGUUCUGCUUUGUUUUGUUGGAGACAGGGUCUCUGUCACCCAGGCUGGAGUGCAGUGGUGUAAUCACAGCUCACUGCAGCCUCAACCUCCCAGGCCCAAGCAGUCCUCCCACAUGGUGAGCUUUGAAUGGGCAUAGACAGGGUUCCCAGCCCAAUAGUCGGGAUUGGGGUGUAGGUUCUACAUGGGAAAGUAUCCAGUCUCUUGCUUUACUCAGUGUCCUGUGACCACUAGAGGCAUGAGAGGGACAACACACUCUUUUCGCUCUACCACAAGGGGUGACUAGAAGAUGAGCAAGUCUAAUAAAAAGAUACGGCCUUAUUUGUUAUUUGUCUGACAACCAUCCUUACGAUGGUAAUCCUGUGAGUGCUUGAUGGACAUCUAUCUUUGUGUUUUUCUCAAACCAUGGAAGGUUGAGAGGAAUAUACAGUAUCUGGGGGCUGACUUACUCUACUAGCUAGCAGCAUCACAGCAGAGAGAUAGGACAGAGACCAGAGUCAUGCCAGCUUGGGGUCUUGGGAAGAGAGGCAGAUGGUUACUCUGUUCUGGAAUGGGACUCUGCAGCUCUAUGCAGGUGGCCAACAUUCUGAGCACUUUGUGCAAAUGCUUGUAGAGCUCAAGAACAUCUCCAUCCAGAACCCCUUCCCCAUCUGCAGAGACCAUGUCCAGGCCUUUCUUGUGUCUGCAGAGGUGAAGUGCACAUGUGGAAAGGGAUCAAAUGUAGCACAGUGUAAAGAAAGACAGCGACACAGGUAGAGGGACCCAGUGUGUGCUGGGAGGUGGCUGUGGAAGGUAAGUAUAGACCUACAUCUCUGUUGGGGAGGUGGUCAGGGCAGAAUGGCCUGGGUGUUUAGCAGCUUCUAGGGGUAAGGGUGGCAGGACCCCAAAACCAAGGCCCUCUGCAUCGUUGUUAUAAUAAUCAGCUCUGGCAUAUUCAGCUGCAACUGUCCCUGAAGAAGAGGUUUCUGAGCUGGCUGACCCCAUGUAGGAGGGUGUUACCUUGUAGAAAAAGCUGGAGGGACCUGGUGGGACAGUGCAGUGAGGCAGGGUAGAAAUGGUCAGUUGUUUAGGGCCAGUGGCCACAUACCAAAAUACCACCAAUGUGCCCAGGGCCAAACUGCCUUAAUUCUGAGUGCUGUGUGUUCUGCAGGUGACAGUUUCCUGAGGAGAGGGGUGUAUCCAGGCUUACCUCCCAGCAGGAGUGGUACCAUAUGGUGUUUAUGUACUACUCUAUAGAACUCUUGGCUUGCACUUCUACAGCUCUGUACAUUUAUAAGAAUAAAUGCAAUCACACUA